Vitis vinifera (wine grape) is the source of this 1210-nucleotide messenger RNA. RefSeq lists its product as uncharacterized. Bases 140 to 895 code for a protein of 251 amino acids. The transcript has 10 exons. Lineage: Eukaryota; Viridiplantae; Streptophyta; Magnoliopsida; Vitales; Vitaceae. Gene Ontology annotation, cellular component: Golgi membrane. The record is from RefSeq and is a predicted model, not a curated record.
ACUCGCCCCAGCUCAUUGCACCUGUUUUUUUGUUGUCGUCGUUGUGUUCGGCUUCACCCUUGACAACGCUUGGAUUGGUGCCGAGGUCGAGAGAGAAGUGUAGAAUCAGUGUCAGAUCGUGGGUUGUAGAAGAACCAAGAUGCUGCCCACAGUCUCCAAAGGACGUUCUCCUUCCAACUCUCGCCCCAAUCCUAUGUUCCUCCAGUACCUCCGCCGAAUAAUCAAGUGGCAACAAAUGGAUAUUGAAUAUACUUUCUGGCAAAUGCUUCACCUAUGCACCUCACCGAAAGUUGUCUAUCAGCACACUAAGUACCACAAACAAACUAAGAAUCAAUGGGCCCGUGAUGAUCCUGCUUUUGUUGUAAUCUGCAGUCUUCUUUUGGUAGUUGCAACCUCGGCUUAUUGUGCUGCGUAUGAUCAUAGUUCAGCACAUGCUGUUUUUGUAGUGAUAUCAGUAUUGCUUUUCCAUUUUUUAAUAACUGGAAUAUUUCUGGCUACAUGUUGUUGGUUUCUAACAAAUGCUUACCUUCGAGAGGAGGCUCCAAACAGUCAUGUAGUUGAGCAACGGGUUGAAUGGCUGUAUGCAUUUGAUGUGCACUGCAACUCUUUCUUCCCAAUGUUUGUUCUGCUUUAUGUGAUACAUUAUUUUCUAUCACCUCUCUUGGUGGCUCACGGUUUCAUUCCUGUCUUGCUGUCAAAUUUGCUUUUCAUGGUGGCUACCUCCUACUAUCAUUAUCUUAACUUUUUAGGUUAUGAUGUAUUGCCCUUUUUGGAGAGGACUACAUUCUUCCUGUAUCCAAUUGGUUGUGUCAUAAUCCUUUCUCCCAUCUUCAUUCUGAGUGGGUUCAAUCCUUCAAGAUACAUUAUGAACAUGUACUUCAGUCAAUUCCAAUGAUCCACCGAGGCUAACACUCAAUAUAUAGGAUAUAUAAUGAGGUGAGAUUUGAGAGGGAACUAAUUCAGAAGUUACAUGAACAAGAGAAGGGUUUUGAUCAAUGCUUGAUUGGUUCUCUUAUAUGUUAAAAAAAAGGCAGGAUCACCGAUCGAAAAAAGCUUCUGCUGCUUUGCUUCUUUGUAGGCCUUUUGUCACUGCAAGUGAAAUUUGCAAUCAACUGGAGUCACCCAAAAAAAAAAAAAAAAAUUGUUUUUGUAGUCAGGAGAAUCGAUCAAUAGAUCUUGUUGAAUGUAAUGAUUUUGCCUCUUCAUGUCA